AUUACCUUAAAAUUUUGGAUGGCGAAGAAGAAAAAUUGACAGAUAAUUAUUUAUUAGUAGCCACCAGUCGUCCAGAAACUAUUUUUGCUGACGUGGCUUUGUUGGUUAAUCCCCACGAUAAAAGAUAUCAAAAAUAUAUCGGUCAGCAAGUUCAGCACCCGGUUACAAAAAAAAUUAUUCCAAUUUUAGCUGAGGAAAAAGUAGAGAUUGCUUUUGGCACCGGAGUCUUAAAAUGCACGCCCGGACACGAUUUUACGGAUUACGAGUUAGGUCAAAAGCACCAACUUCCCAUAGUUAGUUGCUGUGACGAAAAAGGAAUAUUAAAUGAGUUGGCUGGAGAAUGA
Racocetra persica is the source of this 344-nucleotide messenger RNA. Lineage: Eukaryota; Fungi; Glomeromycota; Glomeromycetes; Diversisporales; Gigasporaceae. The record is from the annotation of a GenBank genome assembly.